AUGCCCGCCGCGCUCCCAUUCGCUCUCCCACCUCCCCAGCGCGCCCCUGUCCUCACUCCCUCACAUGAGGCGCUGCCGCCCCGUGCCUCCCAUGCGGCGCCUCUUCUCCGCCAGCCCACGCUGCCUGCUCGCCCCGCGCCCCUCUUGCGCACGCCUUCUUCCCCCUCCAUUCCGCGCGUGUCCGCCACCUCCGCAGCCCACGCAAGCGCGGGAUGCGCAAUUGGACCCGUAGAGUCAAGUCGCCGAUUGAACCGUUUAGGGGCGCUCUCACCGCGCCGCGUGCCGAGCCGCGCGUCACUCUCCCCCUUCCCCGCAUCCUCCGCCGCCGGUCUCAGCAGCGCCAGCAGCGCGUGGCUUUCAGGCUCCUCGAGCGCGCGUCUACUUCCCCCGCGCACCUCAACUCCACCACUCGCGCCCUCCCCCUUCACCCGCCAUUCCGCGCUCCUCCUUCCGCGCCUGGCCGUUGCGCCCAACGGCCGCGGCGGAGGACGCAGGGGCAAUGGGCGCGUGGUGUGCGGGAGGGUGAAGCGGGGCGGCGACGGCAGCGCAGACGGGCCGGCGGCUGGCGCGGGGGCUGGCAGUUCUGGCGGCGCUGGUGGCGCUGACAGUGGCGGAGGCGGUGGCGGGGGCAGUGACGGCGGAAACAGUACUGGGGGGGGCGGAAAUAAUGGCGGGAGCAGCGGUGGUGGCGGAAGGUCAGGCAGGUCGAGUGGCAGCGGCGGCAGCAAGCCGUCCCCGCCACCAGAAAGCCUCAACGGAAGCGCCUCCCCUGCCCUUCCGCCCGCCCCGCCCCCUCCGCGCCAAUCCUCCCCCAGCCCCUCUUCCCGCUCCCCAAGGGCCCCUGCUGCGUCUGACCCGCCCCGCCGUGGAGCCGCAGCAUCCCCCGCCCCCCAAUCCCCCGCGGCUGCAGCGCCCCCCACCCCCACCCCCACCCCCACCCCGCCCCUGGCGGCCACGAGGCGGCGGCGGCGGCGUGAGCGGGGCGUGGGGUGGCGGCGGGUGGCGUGGGCGCUGGCAGCGGCGCUGCUGUGGGGCGGGGGGGCGUACGCGCAGCAGAGGGCGCGGCAGUACGUGCAGGCGCGCGUGCUGCCCGUGGUGGAGGCGGCAGCGAGCGCACAGGCAGGCAGGCAGGUGGCAGUGGGGCGCGUGCAGCAGCUGCUGCCGUGGGCUGUGAGCGUGGGACCUGUCUCCAUCGGCCCUGCUGCCUCUGAGUUCUCGUGCGCCCAUGCAGAUGCCGUGCAAGUGCGGGUGAGUGCUGCACAGCCACUGUGCUGCACACAGCAUGUGCAUGUGGCCACAACUGGCACCUGCACACACACAUUCGUAGAGCCGCCCCUCCCCUGGCCCUUCAAUUCAGCCGCUGUUUUCCAUCAAUCUCAUCCCCCCCCCACCGUCGCUUCUCCCUUGUCUACCCUGCUCGCCCCCGCUGCCCGUGUGUGGGUGCAGCUGCACCCGGUGGCGUCGGUGGCGCAGGGGCGGGUGGUGGUGGGGGCGCAGGUGCAGCGCGCCACAGUGCUGGUGGCACAGCAGCCCGACUGGACGUGGCUCGGCAUCCCCGCAGACAUGGACGCCCCCGCCUCCCCCUCCUCCUCCAUCCCGCCUCUCUCCGCCCGAGCCUCCCUGCAACGCCAGGCUCGGGACGCAGCCUCGGUGGCAGCAGCGGAGGAGAGGGACAGGCUGGCACUGCAAGGGGCACAGAUUGAGUACCGAGGGGAGGGGGGCGCGCAGGGACUGGGCGGAAGGGGAGGGGAAGGCGAGAUGGGUGCAAAAAGGGAAGGGAGAGUAGUUGGGGGCGCGGAGGUGGGUGGGGGUAAGGCCAGGGUCGAGUGGGAGUGGGUGGAGGAGCAGCAGCGGGCGGCGGAGAGGGCAGUGAGCAAUGUGCUGCGAGCAGCAGUGGAGGCGCUGGGGUGGCAUGGGUACGACCAGCACCCCCUCUCCGCCACUGCGCCAGCCCCCAGCGCCCCGCCCUCAACACCCUCUGCACCCCCCUCGCCCCCUCUCUCUGCCCAGGAGCACCUGCUCUCCCUCUCUGCAUCGGCGGCCCUGGCCCACCUCUCCUCCCUGCCGCCCCACCUCAUGCCCCCCGCCCGCCCGCCCCCUGCCCCCGCCCCAAUGCCCACACAGCACAGUGGGGGGAGUGGGAGCGAAAGGGGUGGGGGCCGGGGAUGGAGCGGUGAUGGCACGGUGGGAGGGGAGAGGAUGGCUCGUGAGAGUGGCAAGGGGCGGGAAGGUCACAUGGCGGGCGGUGAGGGGCGGUCGGGGCACUUGGAGAGUGGGGGUGUUAGUGUGGGAGCGAAUGGCGAUGGUCUUUCGAGGAGGGGAGGAGACGGUAGCAUGAGCACGGAAGGGACAGUAGCAGCAGUUGGUGGGAGAGAGAGUGACGCACGAGGGGUUGAAGUGAGAGGGAGUGAGGCUAGGAUGGGUGAAGAAAGUGGCGUGGGUGGAGUGAAGUGGGGCGAGGGCGGCAGGGGUGCAGGCGAGGGGGAGGGCAGCGAGUCGGCGCUGAGAGAUGCUCUGGCGCUCGCCAUCCGCCAGCGCAUGGCCGCCCCGGUGGGGAUAGGGCUCGUGGAGGGGCAGGUGGGGGGGCAGGCGGGGGGUCAGGUGGGGGGCCGGGGCGAGAGAAUAGGAGUGGAUGUGGAGCAAGAGGCGGAGGUGAGAGGGAGCGGAACAAGAGAGGUGGUGGAGGCACAAGGGGCGUGGGGCGGAGCAGCAAGGAGGGAGGAGGCUACAGACAGGGGGCGUGCCUCAUUGACUGCUGGUGCUGCCACUGGCCAUGCCACGGACCUUCCUCUUGCUGCUGGCCUUCCUUCCCCCGUGCAGCAGCAGCAGGCGCAGGCACAGCAGCACAGCGGGCAGGCACUGUCACAAGUGAGCGCGGCGGAUUCACAGCAGUGGCAGCAGGAGCAGAGGCAGCGGCAGGCAGAGGUAGCAGCAGUACAGGUGGAGCGAGCACCUCAGAGUGCGGCUGAGCCCCUGCCAUCGCCCCCCCGCAUGUCAAAGGCGGGGUUGCCGGCGCCUGUGUGUGCGCGUGAGUGGGCACUGCGCAAGCUGCACCCAGCAUAUGGGCGAGGGGGGGCAGAGGCGCAGGGGGGAAGAGGGGAUGGCAACGAGGUGGGGGAGAAGGGCACGCAUGGCAGUGCGGGCAGGGGAGCUGGUGAAGCUGGGGAGGGGGUUACAGCACCACAAACAGCAGCAGUGGGGGGUGAAGAGGGGGCAGGUGGAGGGAGGCAGGGCGAGGAGGCAGCAGGGGUAGGUGCGGGGCGGUUGGUGCCGUGCAUGGAGGGAGUGAGGGUGCAUGGCGGCACCCUCAUGCUCCUCGCUUACGGUGACCAGGAGCCACGGGUGGUGGAGCACAUCGAUGCGCAUGUGACCUUCCCCGCGCUGCCCCACUCCUACAAGCGCAUCAAGCCCCCCGGCAGCAGCGGCAAGGGAAAGCGCUUCUCCACGCCUUUCCACAUGAUGCCUGGCGGUGCAGCGGCAGGGCGGAAGGAGGCGGAGGGGGGAGCAGAGGGGGGAGCAGAGGGGGGAGCAGAGGGGGGAGCAGGCGAGGGGGGAGGCGGGUUGCUGCGAGUGGCAGUGGAUGUGGACGAGGACAAGCACGAGUGGGCUGUCACUGUCACCGCACACAACCUCUUUGCACCUGUGAUGGAGCGGCUGCUGGAGAUCCCAUUGGAUUGGUACGGCGGGAGGGCCGACGGGCAGGUGCAGCUGUGGAUGGGGGCGGGGGAUUCAUUCCCCAACUUCAAGGGCAGGGUGGACAUCAGAGACCUCGCCUUCCAAAUCUGGGAGUCCCCCUGUGCGUUCACUGGAGUGAGCGGGGCGGUGGUGCUGGAGGGGCAGCGGCUGUUCCUGCACGGGGUGGAGGGGCGGUACGGCCACGUGCCACUGAGGGCGUCGGGGGACAUGGACCUCAACCAGGGCGCCGGAGGACACACCGCCAACCCGCUCUCUCCAAUCACCUUCUGCCAGCUGGCAGGGAGCCUGCAAGGACUGCUCUUCUGCCGCGGGCCUCUCGAUGCGCCGAUCUUUGAAGGCACUGCUGAGCUGGCAGCAGAGCCUGCUGACGUGGAUGCAGCCGUUGCUGCGGUGGCCGGGUCGGAUGCAGCGGUGGCGGUGGAGGCGUGGCGGGGGGAGGGGGCAGUGGGGGCGUAUGACCGCGUGCCCGUGGCGGAGCUGCAUGGGGUGCGGGCGGUGCCGGUGGGAGGGGGGGAGAUCCGAGGGGCGGGCACGCUGUGGGUGUGUCCUCAGGCAGAGGCGGAUCCAUCGGCAGUGAGUGUGGACUGCUGGGCGGCGGGGGUGUCGCUGGACCGCCUGCUCGCCUUCUACCUGCCGCCCGCCACCGCUGCUCCGCCCUCGCUGCUCGGCCUCGCCUCAGGCGAAGCCGCCUUCAGAGGCUCCCUGCUCUCCCCGUAUGCCUCCCUCUGCCUCCCUCUGCCGUACUUUGCCGUAUUCUCUCUUGGGCUGGUAUGUGCUCUUUCGCUCGUUUUCUUCUCUUUCACGGUGGAGGCGGCAUGGAAGGCACCGCAGGCGAGGGGCCCGUUGGAGGGGAUGAGGGGGUCGGUGGCGCUCACGAGGGACACAGCCCACGCCGCCACCCACGCGCACGCCCUCGACCUCCUCCUCUCCGCCUCCGUCUCCGCCCCUCCCCCCUGCCCCACCCCCCCGCGCCCUCCCCGCGGUGCCGCUCGCCCGUGGCCGGUGCUGUCGAGGGAGCUGCCCCCGUUGCCCCCGCGCCCGCGUGUGGAGCGCGUGGAGGCAGAGGCGCGCCUGAGGGCCUUCGACGCCCUUGCGCUGCUGCCCGCCGCCCCCGUGCCCGUGCCGCCCCCCCAGCCCUCCCUGCGGCACCUGCGGCUGUCGGGGCGCUUCAAGGUGUCAGCGCGCGUGCCGUGGGGCAGUGAGGUGCACCCGGGGGCGGUGGACGAGGCAGGGGGGGGUGGAGGCGCGAGGCAGGAGGCAGAGGCGGGGCUGGCAGGGCUGGAGGGGAGUGUGCUCAUUCAGGGGCUGAAGCUGAACCAGCUGCUGCUGGGGGCGAACCUGUCAGGCGGCGUGGCUGUGAGUCCCCACGGCUUCAACCUGCACACCGUGGGCCGUGGCGAUGAGCAGCUCAUGCUGCAGCUCUCAGCCAAUGGCGUGCUGCCACCUGUCCCUACAAUCCCCCAUGCCUCGUCGUCCUACAUGCCCCAGGUGCAGGCCUCCGAGGCGGCCUUCCCGCUCUUCGAUGUGGGAGCAGCGGCACCAGCAGCAGGCAGCGCGGGCGGCGGUUUAGGGGGCGUAGCGGGGGGAGCGGUGCGGGUGCAGCGGGGGCAGAUGAGUGUGGAGGGGCAUGUGCGCGUGGGGGCAACAGCAGCACUGGAGGUGAGGGCGCUGCCGCUGGACGAGUUGGAGCUGGCGUCGCUGCGCGGGCUCGUGGAGCGCGCUGCCGUGCGCCUCAACUUCGCCAAGCGCCGCGGCCACGGCUCCCUCGCAGUGCGGCGCCCGCGCUUCAGCGGCAUGCUCUGUGACGCCCUGCAUGCUGCCUUCCGCUGGACCGGCGACGUGGUGACUCUGGAGCGGUCGGUGCUGGAGCAGGCAAACAGCCGGUACGAGCCUCCACGCCCACCCCCGACGCUGCUGCCACUGCGGCUGCCGCGGCCUCGGAGCGUGGCGUGGACGUGGAGUGGGGUGCAGGCGGGCGGCAGAGGGCGAUGCCGGGGCAGCUGCCGCUGGCGCUUACGCCUCGACGUGCCCCACGCUGACGUGAGCGAGAUGCUGCCGGGGCUGCGCAUUCUGUCGCGCAGCCACGACCCGGCGGUGCUGCUGCGCUCCAAGGAGCUCUUCCUGCACGGCAUCGAGGAGGUUGGCUUCGCCUCCCACUCCCUGCAGCACCAGCUUGAGUAUGUGCGGGAGAAGAGGGAGCGCGAGUGGGAGCCAGCGGGCACGGACGUGGGUGGGGGGGUGGCAGCGGAGGCGCUGCCAGGGCUGGUGGACCUGCGGGGGCGCUGGCACGGGGUGCUGGAGGCGAGUGGGGGUGGCAACGGCGACACGUCAGCAUCGUUUGACGUGCACGGCAGCGACUGGGAGGCGGGCAGGUACCGGCUGCAGCAGCUGCAGGCGCGGGGGCGGUACAGCAACACGGGGGGCCUGCAGGUGGAGCGGCUGCUGCUGCAGAAGGAUGACGGCGCCACGGUGCAUGCGGACGGCACUGUCUUUGGCCCCGCGCCCAGCCUGCACUUUGCGCUGCUCAACUUCCCCGCCCACCUCGUCCCCACCUUCCUGCAAGCCCUCCACGCCGCGGCGCCCUCCCAGUCCUCCGCUGCCGCUGCUGCCUCUGGUGCGCCGUUCCCCCCCUCGCCCCCCGUGGGCGUGCAGCAGGCGGCAGUGAGGGGCGUGGUGCACGUGGAGGGCGACCUGUCGGGCUCCUUCGCCCAGCCACAGUGCGACGUGCAGCUGCGGCUGCUGGACGGGGAGAUAGCGGGCGUGGCGCUGGGCAGGGCGGAGGUGGCGGCGUCGCUGACGAGGGCGUCGCGGCUGCUGUUCCACGCGGUGCUGGAGCCGGCAGUGGACGCGGGCCAGGUGCGCAUCAAGGGCAACGUGCCGCUGCCGCCGCUACAGGGGGGGCACGCAGGGCAGACGGCGCAGGCAGGGCAGGAGGUGCAGGGCGCAGGCAGGGACAUGGGCGGUGGAGGGAGGAUGGCAGCUUCUGGUGGAGGCAGAGUGCAGGAGAAGCGGAGGGGCAAGGCAGGCGAGAAGAAGCAGAAGGCGGGUGUGGAGGCGACACAGAAGAAGGAAGGUGGCGGUGCAGCGCGGGAGAGCAGCCGGCUCCGAGGAGAGGAGGAAGAGCAGGAGGAAGAGGAGGAGGAGGAGGGGGAUGGGGAGGGGGAGGGUGCGCAGAAGGGGCCGGAGCUGCUGCGCAGUCUGGUGGAGCUGGAGGGGGCGUUUGAGGGCGAGGAGCAGGCGGAGCAGAUGCAGGUGGAGGCCAGUGUGCAGGACGCCGGCAUGAUGCUGCUCACCGCGCUCUCACCCUCCUUCCGCUGGAUCCACGGCCACGCCGCCAUCUCUGCUCAGGUGGGUGCCGCCAUCUCUGCUCAGGUGGGCCAGUCUUAUAGUGACUUCAGCAUUCUUGCUUUGACUUGUCAUUACUCUGCACCCACACGUCUCUCCCCAUGCCUCUCUCUCCCGCGCCUCUCUCCCACGGCGCUGUGCGGGCGGCAGGUGAGUGGCACGCUGGCGCGGCCAGAGGUGGCGGCGGAGGCGGUGUUCAGCCGUGUGACGGCGUCGUCCCCCGUGCUGCCGCGCCCGCUCACGGCCGGGGGGGGGCGCAUCCGCAUCGCGGCGCAGCAGCUGCUGGUGGACGGGCUGGAGGGGCGCAUGGGGCGCCGUGGCACUCUGCGCGUCGAGGGCUCUCUGCCUCUCGGCCUGCCCGCACACGAGGGGGGGGUUGAGGGGGCGGAAGGGGAAGGGGAGGAGACGCUUGGUGGGUUGAGGAGGGGAAGCAAGGGGAAGAGGGGGAGUGGGAGGGAAGAGGGGGAGCAUGCACAGGACAGCAAGGCUGGGGAGGGAAUCAGCAUCACAGCGGAGGGUCUUGAAGUGCGAGCACGCAAUGUGUUCAGUGGUCUGGUGGACGCGGGCGUGAGUGUGAUGGGCAGCCUGGCCGCCCCUGAGGUGACAGGCUCCAUCCGGCUGUCACGUGGCAUCGCGUACCUGUCGCAGGAGAAGGACCGGGCCGACACCCCCCCCUCCCCCUCCGUGCCCUCCUCGCUGCUGCCCUCCCACCGCCGCAAGACACCUGCACUCUCUGCUGCUCCCUCCAGUGCCCCUCCUGCCAAGUCAGCAGCACCUGAUUGGCUGCCGGCGAUGUCCUCCACGGCCGCGUCUUCAGCCAUGAAGCUGCCGGCGUCAGCUCCACAGCAAGAGAGCACGUCAUCGCCGCUAUCUGCCACCACUGCCACCGCCGCCUCUGCUGCCACUACAGCAGUGCCGCCUGUGCCGCUGCCAGCAACCCCUGACCUCGCGUCUGCGCCAUCGGCACCAGCAGCGCUGGUGCGGCUGCGGGGGCUGCAGGUGGCGCUGGGGCCGGAGCUGCGCGUGGUGUACCCGCUCAUCCUCAACCUCGCCACGCGCGGCGACCUGCACCUCAAUGGCUUUGCCGACCCGCGCCUCGUGCGCCCCUCCGGCACGCUCUUCUUCGAGAACGGCGAAGUCAACCUCGUUGCCACCCAGCUGCGGCUGAACCGCGACCACCCCAACUGUGCGCGCUUUGAGGCGGCGCUGGGCAUGGAUCCGCUGCUGGACCUGAAGCUGGUGGGGGCGGACUGGCAGAUGCGCAUCCAGGGCCCGGCCAACCGCUGGCAGGACCACGUGGUGCUCACCACGCUGCCGCGCGGCGGCGAGGAGGACGUGCUGUCGCCCGCGGAGGCGGCGCGGCUGUUUGAGAGCCAGCUGGCGGAGUCGCUGCUGGAGAAGGACGGGCAGCUGGCGCUCAAGAAGCUCGCGGCCGCCACCGUGGAGACCCUCAUGCCCAAGAUCGAGAGCCGCGGGCAGUUCGGGCAGGCGCGGUGGCGCCUGGUGAGCGCGCCGCAGAUCCCGAACCUGCUCUCGCUGGACCCCACCUCCGACCCCUUCCAGUCCCUCGCCAACCUCUCCUUCGGCGCCGAGGUGGAAAUCCAAAUCGGCAACAACCUUCAGGUGCUCAACGGGCGGGCUGGGAUACAUGGAUCUUACAUCCAUGUGAAAUGCAUCGUUCUGGCAUAG
Molecule: messenger RNA, 8730 nt
Organism: Closterium sp. Naga37s-1
Lineage: Eukaryota; Viridiplantae; Streptophyta; Zygnematophyceae; Desmidiales; Closteriaceae
Source: the annotation of a GenBank genome assembly